Messenger RNA from Fukomys damarensis (Damara mole-rat), 2476 nucleotides. It is a transcript of the gene Atp1b2, whose product is annotated as ATPase Na+/K+ transporting subunit beta 2. NCBI's taxonomy places the organism in Eukaryota, Metazoa, Chordata, Mammalia, Rodentia, Bathyergidae. The record is from RefSeq and is a predicted model, not a curated record. Gene Ontology annotation, molecular function: ATPase activator activity. The transcript has 6 exons. Gene Ontology annotation, biological process: potassium ion import across plasma membrane; sodium ion export across plasma membrane; intracellular potassium ion homeostasis. Gene Ontology annotation, cellular component: sodium:potassium-exchanging ATPase complex. Bases 250 to 1056 code for a protein of 268 amino acids.
AGGACCAAAAUGACGGUGGCCUAUUCGUGGGGUUGUCCCAGCAACAAGACUUUAGGUCUGUUGUGGCCUCUUGCAAGGUUGGGCCUCACUGUGCCCUAAAAUCAGAGGAGGGUGGGAGUCAUAAUUGGAAGCUUGGAUAUACUGCCUGUUUCCUGUUCUUUUCUCUUGGCUCCCUGGGGACAGCUCUAAGACAUCCUGUGGCUCUAAGGCCCACACCAGUGUAGAGGGUAAGUGGUGUUAGAGGAGGUCAUGGCAAGAAACUUAGAACCUGCUGACUCUAUUUCCUCCUCCCUAGCCUUCAUCCUCCUUUUCUACCUUGUCUUCUAUGGCUUCCUCACGGCCAUGUUCACCCUCACCAUGUGGGUGAUGUUGCAGACUGUCUCUGACCACACCCCCAAGUACCAGGACCGCCUAGCUACACCAGGCUUGAUGAUUCGUCCUAAGACUGAGAAUCUUGAUGUCAUUGUUAACAUCAGUGACACUGAAAGCUGGGACCAGCAUGUUCAGAAGCUCAACAAGUUCUUGGAGCCUUACAACGACUCUAUCCAAGCCCAGAAGAAUGACUUCUGCCGUCCUGGGCGCUAUUAUGAGCAGCCAGAUAAUGGGGUCCUUAACUACCCAAAACGUGCCUGCCAGUUCAACCGGACCCAGCUGGGAAACUGCUCCGGCAUCGGGGACCCUACCUACUAUGGUUACAGCACUGGGCAGCCUUGUGUAUUCAUCAAGAUGAACCGGGUCAUCAACUUCUAUGCAGGAGCGAACCAGAGCAUGAAUGUCACCUGUGCUGGGAAGCGAGAUGAAGAUGCUGAGAAUCUCGGCCAUUUUGUCAUGUUCCCUGCUAAUGGCAACAUUGACCUCAUGUACUUCCCCUACUAUGGCAAGAAGUUCCAUGUGAACUACACCCAGCCCCUGGUGGCCGUGAAGUUCCUGAAUAUGACCCCCAACGUGGAGGUGAACGUGGAAUGCCGUAUCAAUGCUGCCAAUAUUGCCACAGAUGAUGAGCGAGACAAGUUCGCUGGCCGUGUGGCUUUCAAACUCCGCGUCAACAAAACCUGAGGCCUCUUCCUCUUGCCCACACCUCUCUCCCAUGGAUGCUUCUGGAAUGUUUCUGACCCUGCCCCAUCCCUCCCUCACCCACCCGAAAGGUAUUUUUUAUAACAGAGCUAUGAUUUGUCUGAGCCUCACACCCUUUUCCUUGACUUCUCAAACCAGUCUGAUGCCCACUGUGAUUCUCUGACUACCCACAAAUUCUGCCAUCUUCUCCCAUACUAAGCUCAGCCAGAUGGGCUACUAAAAUGGGCACAGAGGAGUUAGGAGUCUUUCUAGCUCUGGUUUAGCUGUCAGUGGGAUGUCCCUAUUGCUCCCACUUCUGCUCCAUUGCCUGAGAGCUAUAGAACAUGCCCACUCACACACACACACACACACACACACACACACACACACACACACCCACACGGUUCCCAGAAGUGAACAUAGUAUUCCCUUCUCCCAUUCUUAAACUCCAGCCAUUGUACCUUUUGUCUCUCUUACACUUUCUCCUUGUCUGUUCAGUCCUUCUCUUGCUGGCUUUGACUUCUGGUUCCUCCAGGAAUUUUAACUUCCUCCCCAUCUAUAUUUUGUCCUCUGAAAAGCAGCCAUUUAUAUGUAACUGAGGACAAGUUGGUUCUGUGGCCUUUUCCUUCCCCCUAUGGUGACUCCAUGAGCUGGGAAAUGAAGGACUGAAAGAGAAGGCCUAUUGAUUCUUCUAGAAAGUUCUGUAGCAGUCCCUGACUCCAAUUCCUUCUUGGUCCCUUCUGUCAUCCAAAGAGCCACUACUCAGAGAGGCGGGCUUGACCUAGGCUGAAUAUCCACUUUGUUUUUACCGAUGGCUCCCUUCCCCCAUUUGCCUUCCCAGAAUAUCCUUCAAGUUCCACUUCCCAGGGAGCCUUGGGGGGAGGGGCAGCCAUCUUGGCUCUGUCCCCAGUGGCCACCUUGGAGACAUCAGCUGGCUGGGGAACUAGUCCACCUCCUUCCUCUGAGCCCAGAUCUGCCCCACCCCUUCUCUCUUGUUUCUCCUAGCAGGUUACCAACUAACUGUUCGCUAACUCCUUCCUUGUCCUCUGCAUACCAGCCUGAAAGUUUCAAAUACUCCCUUCAUUCUGGGCUCUGACUUUCUUGGCUCCAUUUCCUUCAGACCCUUUUGCCUUUAAAAAAAAAAAAAAAUGUCCAUAGAAUGUUAAAUGAGGGGCCUCCUGCUCUGAGUAUUCUUUAGUUACAGAAGCAUUUUAACUCUUUCUUUUCUCGUUUCCCUUCUCUUCCUCAUUCUCUGCAACUCCUUUUUCUUUAUUAGUGCUGCAGCAUCCACAUUCCACCUACUAAUGGAACCUUUCCUUUUUCUUCUUGCUGGAUCUAUUUCUCUUCCUUCUGGAUCCCCAUGUUUUCCUGCACUGCCCUCUCCCCAGUGGUCUCUCUGCAGUUAUUUAAUACCUGUGUCAGA